UUAGGCCUCGUUGACGACGGGCCUCUCGAAGGCGGCGGAGUACGUGAUCUCGAAGGUGGACGAUUUGAUGAAAUGGGCCCGCCGCGGGUCCAUAUGGCCGAUGACCUUCGGGCUCGCCUGCUGCGCCGUGGAGAUUAUGCACACCGGCGCCUCGCUUUAUGACUUCGAUCGCUUCGGUGGAAUCUUCCGUCCCAGCCCUCACCAGUCCGAUUGCAUGAUUGUCGCCGGAACGCUCACCAACAAGAUGGCACCUGCUCUUCGCAAGGUCUAUGACCAGAUGCCUGAGCCUCGAUGGCCAUGGGCAGUUGUGCAAAUGGUGGUGGGUAUUAUCAUUACUCGUAUUCUGUUGUACGCAGCUGUGACAGAAUUGUUCCCGUCGACAUCUAUGUUCCUGGAUGUCCUCCUACAGCCGAGGCUCUACUUUACGGCGUCCUCCAGCUCCAGAAGAAGAUCAACAGGCGCAAGGAUUUCCUUCUUUGGUGGACCAAGUAGAGGAGGAGUCCAUAUUAUCAAUGGAUCGCUUCUAUGUAUGUGCUUGAUAAAAGCUACUAUGCUGAGACUCUCUCACUGUUUCUGUUUUGAAGGCAUCACAGAUAAUUUUCAUCCUGCUGUAUGUACUAAUAUCAUUUUAUGAAGCUAAAACCCUAAAUAUUCUGUGUAACUCAAUAAGUACUGUUUGUUCUUGACCAU
Musa acuminata subsp. malaccensis (wild Malaysian banana) is the source of this 690-nucleotide messenger RNA. RefSeq lists its product as uncharacterized. Lineage: Eukaryota; Viridiplantae; Streptophyta; Magnoliopsida; Zingiberales; Musaceae. The record is from RefSeq and is a predicted model, not a curated record. Gene Ontology annotation, biological process: aerobic respiration; mitochondrial respiratory chain complex I assembly; electron transport coupled proton transport. Gene Ontology annotation, molecular function: quinone binding; 4 iron, 4 sulfur cluster binding; NADH dehydrogenase (ubiquinone) activity.